This is a messenger RNA of Neodiprion virginianus, 3981 nucleotides long. Its product is annotated as C-mannosyltransferase dpy-19. NCBI's taxonomy places the organism in Eukaryota, Metazoa, Arthropoda, Insecta, Hymenoptera, Diprionidae. The record is from RefSeq and is a predicted model, not a curated record. Gene Ontology annotation, molecular function: mannosyltransferase activity. Bases 214 to 2283 code for a protein of 689 amino acids. Gene Ontology annotation, cellular component: nuclear inner membrane. The transcript has 10 exons.
AUGCAGAGUUCGGUCUCCUUAGCAUUACUUCGUGACUGGAACUAUAGAACUAUCGCCUAUUGAUCUGUUCUAAUUGUUGAUGUCGAUGAACUUCGAGAAUCUAACAAACUGUGCAGGGAACUGAAGUGUCGAUUGACCAGUAAAAUACGUCGAGGCAUCCCUCUAUUGUAAUCGUUUAUCCAAUGGCUGUUUGUCGCAUGAUGAUGUUUAAACAUGGCGACAAGCAAAGACAGAAAACGAAAAAAUAAUGAAAAAACUACAAAACACUUGUCUAUAUUUUACGGAAAGACGUGGAUAAUAAUCUUGGCUAUUUUCCUCGCGCCUCUCCACCACAUUCAUGUAUCAACACUUUUUGAAAAUGAUCGACACUUCUCUCACUUGUCUGAGGUGGAAAGAGAGAUGUCCUUCAGAACGGAAAUGGGGAUGUAUUAUUCUUAUUACAAAACUAUUGUUGAGUCUGAAACAUUCUCUGAAGGAUUACAUAAGAUUAGGCACGACAACUUGACCGAAUAUCCAAACACUAUCAAUGCUAUUAAAAAAUUCAACUUGUUUCCAGAGGUUGCGAUCGGUCUACUGUAUCACAAUUUCAAAUGGCUUGGUCUGAUCCCAGCACGAUUAUGCUGGCAGAUUGAACGAGGAGAAGGUUUGUCUCCUGUGACAAGCUGUGAAGGCCUAGGGGAGCCAAUCUAUUUUUACUUAGAAGUUGUUUGGUAUUGUGCCUCUGCUACAGUGGCAGUACUCUUUCUGUAUGCCGUCAACCUAAGUGAUUCCAUCUAUGGCGGUCUAAUAGCAGUCGCGUUGUUCUUCUACAAUCAUAACGACUGUACCAGAGUUCAAUGGACGCCACCGUUACGUGAAAAUUUUGCUUACCCUAUAUUACUGUGCCAGAUGUUUAACGUAACAGCUAUAUUGAGGCAGUAUACGAAGAAUCGAAAAAUCAUCUGGAACGACAUUUAUCAAGAUACACCAAGCAGGGACAUGGUUAUGUGCACCCUGCUGAGUUUGCUCUGCUGGCAAUUUUCGCAAUUCGUAUUUGCUACUCAGCUAUUUGCGCUAUUGAUAUUGAAGUGGUUGAAAAUAAUUCCCAAUGAACUCUACCUGAAACUGUGUCUUAUACACGCUGUGCCAGUAACCAUUUUUAUUUUCUGGACACAGAGCAAUUUGCUUCUUUGUUCCUUGUACACUUGCAUGUUGAUUGCAAGUACUAUUUGCUCUGUUUUGAGCACCAAGCUACCGCGUACUAUAGCGCUGCCUCUUGACGUUGUCAGCACUAUAUUUGGGAUGCAAUUUUUGAAAUUUUUUUUGUUAAACUCAGAUGACGAUGCACAUGUUUUUGAUAUUUUACUGUCAAAGUUUACUAAUUAUAAAACGUUUCACACAAUGUUGUAUACUUGUUCUAGUGAAUUUGACUUUUUGGGGUAUGACACUUACGAAGCCAUAGUAAAAACGUUUCUCUUACCAACAGUCAUAAUGUCGGGUGUUUUAGUUUUGUACUAUUGGUACAGAUGUUUCAAUACAGACGGUUUUCCCAAUUGUAUCGAAAUGGAUGUCGCCUAUAAUGUACUGCAAACAGGAGCAUUCGUAAUUAUGGCAAUUCUGAUAAUGCGGUUGAAACUUUUCAUGACACCACAUCUCUGUAUCAUGGCCAGUUUAGUAACAAGCAAACGAUACUUAGAAAAAGUUGAAAUCCGGAACCCAAAUAUUCGUGCCUCUUUAUUGGUUCUACUAUUUGCGUCUAUGUCGUAUACUGGAGUCCAGCGUCUUUACGAAGAACAUGGAUUCGUUGGUGAAUACAGUAAUAUUGAACAAGAACAACUACUAGACUGGAUACAGAAAAAUACACCAAGCAACGCUGUAUUUGCUGGUAAAAUGUCAUUAAUGGCAAAUAUUAUGCUGUCUACUAGAAGGCCUAUUGUUAAUAAUCCGUAUUACGAAGACAAAGAGAUGAGAGAUCGUACCUUGAAGGUGUAUGAGAUAUUCAGUAGAAAAGAUGUUUCCACAGUUUAUGAAACUUUGAUGGAAAUGAAGGUUGACUACGUUGUUAUGGAAGAAACGUACUGCUACGAUGCCGGUAACCCAAAGCUUGGAUGCAAAAUCACGGAUCUAUGGGACAUGGUGGACAAACGUAAUCAAAGGAGACCGUCGGUGUGCCCGAUUUUGUGUCGAGGAAACUCAUAUCCAUUUCGAAGAGUAUUUGUGAAUGGCCGUUACAUUGUAUUGCGUUUAGAACGAUCCAUGUCUGUUGAAUUAAAACCGAAAAUCACGGAGCAUUACCAAUUCUGAAUUCGUGAAUUCAGAUAGGAAGGUAUUCUAAUCUGAGUGGCUAUGAAAGCAGAAAAUUUAAGAACCCUGAUAUGAUCGGGAAAUUUUGUGACUUGAAAAAAAUAGGGAAUUGUUGAAAUUCGUUCUGUGGUAAAGUUAUUUAGGAAAUUGUACGUAACAGUACCUUAAUAGUUUAGCCACAUAGGAUUCUCAGUUCCAACCAAAGUUAGCGCUUAAUUGACAAUGUUGCUUUUUGUUGAUUUUUAAAAAAAUUCCAACUUGACUAUUUUCAACAUCUUUUACGAUGAACAUUUACUGUGAGUUUAGGUAGAGAAAUCAUUGAGUUCUGACUGGAAAAUCUAAAGAAAUCAGGAAAUUUCUAAUCUCAUUCUUUAUCAGCACUCGGUUGUUAAAAAACCAUGCAACUGAGUCAUUUUCGAAUAACGUUACAUCGGGGUGUGGACCAUGUUUGAUAAAACGACGUUAAAAACAUUUGGUUUUCGUUUAAAAAAAUGUGUCGAUGAAUGCAAAAUACAGAGUGAUUGUCGUUUCAAUUAAGAAUUAUAAUAAAUCUAUACAUAUAUUCAAUCAUGAGAGUCAAAAGUUAUUAGAAAUGAUUGUUAAGUUUUUUUUAUGUACCAAAAAAUAUUAAUUAUAGAGGUAACGUAUGCAACUGUAGAGGGCAAGGGUGAGGGGGGGAGGGGAGGCCUGGGGUUUUCCAAAUAAAUUCUCUUAUCAGUUACUUUUUGUCUGGCCUUUGCAAUAGUCUUUGUUUAAAAAAAAAUUAAGGACACGUAAGAACGAAUUAUAUCUAAUUUGGCGUUCAUUGUGUGUAUUUGAGAGAUAAAAAAUUGCCGAACACGAAGCAAUUACUCAGAUUCCUUGUGACAACAUUUUUAACUUUGACAGUAUCUAAUAAAUAAUCGUUUCACGCAAACCAGUUCCUCGUAAAUGUCUGUGAAAGUUAAGGUAGAAGUACUUCCUCAAUUCUCGGACGUAUAGUAUUAUAAAGAAUGGUUGUUCUUCCUGCCGAAGAGUUCUUCGGAUACAAGUACAUCUUCCAUAGGCUAGAGACAAGAUAUGCCAAAUGUUAGAUAAAGUGAUCUUGCCGAAAGCGUAUUACAAAUCUUAAUAUAUGGUAACUGUCAACAAAUUAUGUGGAAAAAAUUCGUCGGUAUAUAAUCAAUUUUAUAGAGAGUUGGUCAAUAACUUGCGACGAAAAUAUUUUUUUUGUAUAUAAUUAAGUGUACUAUAAAUGGAACCGUAUAAAAUUAGAUAGUUGUUCGGUAAUCGGUAAAGGAGAAAAGAAAGGAAAACUUUAAUCAAUCAAGGAUUGUAAUAAUCGUGUUAUAAUUAUAGUGGGAAUGCUUAAUAAUUAGUGUUGAUAUUAAUAAAUAUUUUUAUUCAAACUAGUUACGUCUUUGCAGGAUGCACCUACUUCUGGUAAUUUAAUUUUAGUUUUAUCUAUGUUCACCUACCAAGCCAUGCAACUGCUGUAUUAAAGGGCCGCUGUGCUAUAUUACCUAUAGUUAUUAGGGUCAACAACCCUAAUCAUGUACAUGACACAGGGUUUCAAUAACUCAUUUCCAGCAGCAUGCGUCAUCUUGAACCUGGAUUUCUGAUCCUGCUGUUGUAUGAUUUUUCCUCAAUUACCCAACGGUGUUGAUACAUAAGUGUCAAUAUUUCUUUCAGAUCCAAUAAAAGUUCAUUUUGUUCUCA